This is a messenger RNA of Paramuricea clavata, 651 nucleotides long. Lineage: Eukaryota; Metazoa; Cnidaria; Anthozoa; Malacalcyonacea; Plexauridae. The record is from the annotation of a GenBank genome assembly.
AUGGCCCUUGGCAGAAUAGAAACGGACAUCAGUAGGAGAAAGCUGUACUUUUUGGGUUGUAUCAUCAACUCCAGCUCAACACAAGCCUUCAGGAAAUUAUUUGUACGUCGAUUAAUACAAUGGAAGUGGAAAUGUGACGCUGUAGAUGGAUUUAUUCCCGAUCUCAUUAGAAUUUUGGAAAAGUAUGGCCUUAUGACGUUCGUGACGGACUUUAUAAAAUCAGAGAGUUUUCCGACGAAAAAGCAAUGGAAGAGGAUUGUAAAUGAAGCUGUGCGAAGAAAAGAGCAGUUGGUUUGGUCUGAAAAACUAAACCAAAAACCGAUUUUAAAGCUGUAUAUGCAAGCACAUCAACAUUUAAACAUUAGUUUUUGGUAUGAAAUCUGGGAUUUUGCUCCAAUGAAUUCAAAUAUCGUAGUCGAUGUGAUUCGUCUGGUUUGUGGCUCUCUUAAAAUCGAUGGUAUCAGAAUUGAGAACUAUAAUUGUUUGCAUUCGUUUCAUUGUUCCUUCUGUCAAAGGUGUGUGAUCAAUCCUGUACAUCAUGCUCUUCUAUAUUGUAUGAACACUGCAAACCAGAGAGAGUAUUGGUGGACGUGGACCACAGAUAACUUGUCUGGAGAUAUGAGAAGUACUUCUCAAUUUCUUGGACGAUGA